Ostertagia ostertagi is the source of this 528-nucleotide messenger RNA. Lineage: Eukaryota; Metazoa; Nematoda; Chromadorea; Rhabditida; Trichostrongylidae. The record is from the annotation of a GenBank genome assembly.
AUGAGAGAACGCCUAAUGAAUCAGCUGGAAAGCAAUCGAUACGAGUGUGCUAUUUGCUGCCAAAUUAUUCUUGCCAGACAGGGUAUCUGGUCUUGCAAGACAUGUUACCAUAUGUUCCACAUUUCUGGUGGUUGUAUAAUCAACUGGGCAAAGAAGAGCAAGGAGGAUGAUAACAAAUGGAGGUGCCCCACUUGUCAAACAAAGUAUGAAACAAUUCCAUACAAUUAUUUCUGUUUCUGUGGGGUGAAGUACCUCAUUCUUGUGGCAAUGUCUGUGGUGGUCAACGAGCCUCCAGGUUGCCCACAUCGUUGUAAUGAACCUUGCCAUCCGGGACCAUGUCCAGAGUGUCCUGUAAUGCUCACCCGACGAUGUAACUGUGGUAAUGUACAGAAAGCUAUUCGCUGUGGUUCAGUAGCCGAAGUAAAGUGUGACAAGGUCUGCGACCGAUUGCUGGCCUGUGGUGAUCACCGUUGUAUGCGAGUUUGCCACGAAGGAGACUGUGGGCCGUGUGAAGUAUUGAUUAACCAA